AUCUGAUUGUUGGGCAGGACAAUAUUAAUUGCAAAUCAGACGUUUUAGAAUCCUUCACCAAUAUUAAAGCAAUGGUUGGUGUCUGCAUAUCCACGGAGCUUUGAGAGAUUACUUCAACGGUGUCCAAUUUCCGCAGCCUUUAUAGAUUACUUGAUCGUGUUUUCCGGCUAUCCUCAAUUGGAACGUCCCAGUUGAAGAAACCCCAUCUGCAAGUCUUGAAAUGGGUGAUGAUCCUAAGCAAGAUCUAGGUCAAGAAGUUAAUGAGCAAACCCCUUCUGACGGUGCUGGAACCUCAAGAAAGCGACCUGUUACUUCCAAGUUUCUCUCUUCCAAUCUUCCAAUUGGUUGGCGCUUCUUCAAGGUUAUGAGGCCAGGGUUCCAUACCAGACUCAACCUGCCGCCCAUUUUGUGUAAGAAGCUUGGUGAAAAAAAGCCGGAAGAAGUGGUGUUAACAGGCCAAAAUGGGAGCUUCAAAGUUAAAAUCCAAGAAGGCAAAGAUCAAAGGCUCUGUUUCACAGAGGGGUGGGAUGAUUUUGUGGGUCAAAAUGGCAUAUCUCUUGGAGAUUUCGCCGUGUUUGAACACAUGGACAGUUUUCAUUUCAGUGUCGUUCUGUUUGACCAAACUUGUUGCCAGAAAAAUGUCCAUGUCAACCCAGAAACCAGCAGCAAUGACAGUGAAGGAGGAAAGAGUUUGUGUACCGGGCAAGAAAAUUCUAGUUGCUUUACAACCACCAUAAAAGCAUACAAUGUACGCAGUAGGGCUCCUUACAUGCACAUUCCACGGAAGUUUUGUACAUCAAACAAUCUUUUGAUGAGCACAAGCAUCACUCUUAGAGGACCCUGUGGUAAACUCUGGCCAGCCAAACUUAGAACAUAUGUAUAUGGUAAGACAUCGGGAGACUAUGCAUGCAUUUAUGAUGGCUGGAAAGAAUUUGCCACGCACUAUGAUCUUAAGGAAAGAGAUGUCUGCAGCUUUCGCUUCGUUCCUCGCCCAACUUCUUACUGUUUGAUGGUGGAUGUGAAGAUCAUUCCGGCCUGUUAAUUAACUUCAUUUUAGCACUAAUCUAAGAUGACCUCUUUUUUUUGUCCUUUUUGAAUCAUCUUGGCAAAUGCAGCAUGUAGUUUUUGGAUCAUUUCGGCAAACAUGGUAGGAAGCUGCCAGCUUCCUUUCUACUGAUAUGAUAAUUUUGGGCAAAA
Messenger RNA from Ipomoea nil (Japanese morning glory), 1197 nucleotides. RefSeq names its product B3 domain-containing protein REM9-like. NCBI's taxonomy places the organism in Eukaryota, Viridiplantae, Streptophyta, Magnoliopsida, Solanales, Convolvulaceae. The record is from RefSeq and is a predicted model, not a curated record. The transcript is spliced from 5 exons. Gene Ontology annotation, molecular function: DNA binding. The coding region runs from base 221 to 1042 and encodes 273 amino acids.